UUUUUUUUCCCUCUUUUUCUCUUCUUCUCAUAAAAGGGUUCCAAUAUCUAUCAUUCUCUAUCAACUUUUAUCAUAAAAUCAAACAAAUGAUAGUUAUCAAUAAUACCAAAUAUGCAUGUUCAGCAUGCAUCAAGGGACAUCGAUCAUCCCAAUGCAAGCAUACUGAUCGUCGACUUUGGGCUAUUCGAAAAAAGGGACGUCCUAUUAGUCAAUGUGAACGGUGUCGUGAGCAAAGACGUAAAAACCGUAUCCAUCAAAAAUGUCUAUGUCCAAAACUUUUACCACUUUUAAUGCCAACUGAAAAUUCAUCUUUUUAUAAAGAAGAGUUAGUCAAAUCGAGUGUUAUGGCCAUUGAAUCUAUGUUAAUAUGAACAUCUAACAAUUAUAUUAAAUCGUCAAGUCAUCUUUGUUGUGAACUAUGAUAGUUUAUUUUAGUGCUCAAUUUUUUUUUUUUUUGUAAAUAAAGUU
Halteromyces radiatus is the source of this 468-nucleotide messenger RNA. Its product is annotated as copper fist DNA binding domain-containing protein. The coding region runs from base 87 to 371 and encodes 94 amino acids. Gene Ontology annotation, molecular function: RNA polymerase II cis-regulatory region sequence-specific DNA binding; DNA-binding transcription factor activity, RNA polymerase II-specific; copper ion binding. NCBI's taxonomy places the organism in Eukaryota, Fungi, Mucoromycota, Mucoromycetes, Mucorales, Cunninghamellaceae. The record is from RefSeq and is a predicted model, not a curated record. Gene Ontology annotation, cellular component: nucleus. Gene Ontology annotation, biological process: intracellular iron ion homeostasis; positive regulation of transcription by RNA polymerase II; intracellular copper ion homeostasis. The transcript is spliced from 4 exons.